AAUCUUGCGACCUUUUUAACUCUCUCUCUCUCGCUCACUCUCUGCCACUCUUUACGAUUCUUCCUCUUCUGUAAAGCAAAGCCAUGGCCGCUGCUUCCCCAAUGGCCAGCCAGCUGAAGUCCAGCUUCACCUCACCAAUCACAAGAGCUUUGGCCUCACCCAAAGGCCUCUCUGCCUCUCCCCUCAAAGUCUUGCCUUCUGGGAGACGCCAUUCCUUCACCGUCAAAGCCGUCCAAUCUGAAAAGCCAACUUUCCAGGUUAUUCAGCCCAUCAAUGGGGACCCAUUCAUUGGAAGCCUAGAGACUCCGGUGACAUCAAGUCCAUUGAUUGCAUGGUACCUCUCUAACCUUCCGGCCUAUAGGACGGCAGUCAGCCCACUCCUGAGGGGUGUUGAAGUGGGCCUGGCCCAUGGGUUUCUCCUUGUUGGGCCCUUCGUCAAGACUGGGCCUCUGAGGAACACCGAGUAUGCUGGGGGAGCCGGGUCUCUUGCUGCUGCUGGCCUUGUUGUUAUACUUAGCAUUUGCUUGACCAUGUAUGGCAUUGCAUCCUUCAAUGAAGGAGAACCAUCCACUGCCCCCGGAUUAACCCUAACCGGCCGGAAGAAGGUGCCUGACCAGUUGCAAACCGCUGACGGAUGGGCCAAGUUCACCGGCGGGUUCUUCUUCGGUGGGAUUUCCGGUGUCAUUUGGGCAUACGUCCUCCUCUACGUCGUGAACCUGCCCUACUACUUCAAGUGAAUUUUUGUUCAUCUAUGUUUUCUCCUAAUGUAUGGUCCUAAUUGGGAAGCAAAUGUAAAGUUGUAUAUUUAAUGACCAACAUUGUUGCCACAAUUAUUGUGUUUAAUAUUUGGACUUCCCUCGUUGUGGACUUGUACAUUUCAAUUUUCACAUAUUUACAAUUAUGCUUUUAAAUUUUCACAA
Molecule: messenger RNA, 920 nt
Organism: Alnus glutinosa
Lineage: Eukaryota; Viridiplantae; Streptophyta; Magnoliopsida; Fagales; Betulaceae
Product: photosystem I reaction center subunit XI, chloroplastic
Exons: 2
Coding region: 84-737 (217 amino acids)
Biological process (GO): photosynthesis
Cellular component (GO): chloroplast thylakoid membrane; photosystem I; photosystem I reaction center
Source: RefSeq, a predicted model, not a curated record